This is a messenger RNA of Lingula anatina, 3035 nucleotides long. RefSeq lists its product as uncharacterized. The record is from RefSeq and is a predicted model, not a curated record. Lineage: Eukaryota; Metazoa; Brachiopoda; Lingulata; Lingulida; Lingulidae. Gene Ontology annotation, cellular component: membrane.
CACAUCAAAACAUUGUAAAUGAUGGCUGCGGACACAGCUGAUGGAUUUCUUGGUGCAUUUCUCCGUCCCCUUAUGGGCGAUCUGCAAGCAGAGGAGAUCCAGCGACGAGUCAGUUACAAAGAGCAAAAACUAAGGGACUUGUUGAAUUCAAUAGAGCCUCAUGUUAUGCACGCACAGAGCAUUUUAGUCUGGGAGAAACCAGGUCAAUCGGCUGUCAUGUUAUUGGGAGUAAACGUUGUAUUUUGGUUGGCUACAACUACAUGCAUCCGUGCUUUCUGCCUUCUUGCAAUCACUGCAAUGUUGUUUUUCCUCUUGGAUACUUGGCAGAAUCAUAUAUGGCCAGAAAUUAAAGCCCCACCAUCCCCAGGAGAAGAUACUGACAGCUGGGUUUCCGUACAGCCUCACUUAAUGAGCGUGCCUGAGAUCAGUCGCUACGCAGCGGAAAUGUGGGUGACAGCAUCAGUUUAUUCUCAUCUGCUGUGGAAUAUGAGAAAAAGGCAUCCAGGAAAGGCUCGUGGAAUUACUCAGAUCUGGGUUUCCGUACAGCCUCACUUAAUGAGCGUGCCUGAGAUCAGUCGCUACGCAGCGGAAAUGUGGGUGACAGCAUCAGUUUAUUCUCAUCUGCUGUGGAAUAUGAGAAAAAGGCAUCCAGGAAAGUUUUGUAUUCUGAUAUGUACUGGGAGUUUCUGUUUGGCUGGCAUAGGGCACUAUAUCCCAGGGAUAAUGAUAUCUUAUAUAAUAGUGAUGAGCAUUUUGCUUUGGCCAUGUGUGGUUUACCAUAACUUGCUACAAAAAUUCUAUAUACACAUUGAGCCGAUGAUGAUGAAGAUGGAAUAUAAAUUGAAAAUUAGGAGGAGAAAAACUCGGAAAAGUCGUACAAAAUCGCCUGUUGAUCCCUCAAAGGAUCGAGCAGAGACGGACAGUGACAGUGAUAUAGAUGCUUUUACGCCAACCACUGAUCCAGAAAUAACAGCAGCACUCGCCAGGGCUAUCACAGACAGUGAGGAUGAGACGUCUUCGCCGUCAGUUCUCACUCCGAGGCUGUCGCGGGAGCCAUCCUUUGCCAAUAGUGACACAGAUGAGGUAGAAAGAGACAGAACCAUCCACGAGUCUUCACUCUUGCAUGGUUUACAACAGAUGCCUGCGUUUGAUGACAACAGCGUGGAUGAGUCUCUGUCAGUCGGGUUACACUUUACCCCGAGAGAUGGCGCUGCUGUGGAUACUAUUGGUGCUGGGCAGACGCAAACCACCGCACCAGCUGCAGCAGCCAUGACCUUUAUUUCAUCACAUUUCAAUCACGAAGAAUCGGAUGAUGAUGAAAUUGGAGGGUCAAUUGCUCAGGGACUUGUUUUCCCAGAUAUCGACGCCGCAGAUUUAUCGGACCGCUCUUCGCCAGUUGGAGAUGAUGCUCUCAUGGACGAUGGUGACCAUUCGCCACAUGAAGCAGACGUCAGUGAGGACGAGGCAGACAGUAAUGUUGAAACUGCAAGUCAUGCUAAGGAGAAGGUCCACAGCAAACAUGUCGCUCAGUCAGGAUUGGUUGGAAAAGCUGGCGAUAUGGUUGGCAGGACUUUUAGCAGUGUUGCGUCCAGUGCUUGGGCGGGACUAAGUCGCCUUGGAGGAACUGUUCUUGAUGCCACGACUGGUUCGAAGGGAACAAAAGCGAAGCCUGCAGAGGCCAUGUCCAGAGAAAGUUCGAAUUCAGAUCUGGGUGACUUUGAAAUUUUAGAUGAGAUGGACUUGGAUAAUUAUGAGGAAGAAAAAAACAAAUAACCUCAUGUUUUAGAUCAUGAGGAUUUUUUUUCUUUCUUAAGUCUUUUAUCAUUGGUGGAUCCAGGAUUUUCUUAGAGGGAGAGGGAGAUAGAAAUAGAAAAUUAUGCCUCGCCUCACUGAGCAGCAAAAUUUUAAAAAAUAACAGACCAUGACAAAUUUCAUUGAUAAUGUAUAGGGCAUGGGGAUGGAAUAAUUAUUUGGUCAUGUCUGGUUUUACUUGGGAAAUUAAUAUUUGGAAGAGGCAGAAGGUGUACCCCAGAUGCUGUGUGUGUGUGAAUGGGAGGGCCUGUUGGGGGGGGGAUGUGCCAGCUUUGCCUUCACCCCAUGCCCACCCCUCUCUUGUCCCAGUUUUGCAAAAAAAAAUAAUAAUAAUUGAGUCAGUUUCGUGGCUUAGCUGACAAUGAUGUCCAUGAGAGUGCUGUAACACCUUUUCUGAUAGGGUAAGAUGUGUGCAUGUGACCAUGUAACGUUGGUAACAAAGAUACCACUUGAACUGACUUGGACGUCUUUUGAGUGAAAGUUGGCCCUGGAUCCACUGCUGAUAAUAUAACCUAGUAGGCAUCAUUUUAAGGGUGAUGUGGGAGAAAGUGUUUCUGAGGCAGUUUAUAUUGUGAUGCGAUCAUUAUGUUUAACACUCAUUUUAUUAUUUUACGUCACCAAAAUAUAAAGAAAAAAGGACAUAGGUGGGGUUUUGUUUCAUGGCUAAAACUUGUCUUAUUUAGGGCAAUAUAUUUUGUCUGAUUAUUUAUUUAUUGGUUUUAAUUUGCUAUUUCAGGGGGGUAUACUAUAAAUGUGAUAAAAUUGACCUUGGAAUACACAUAUAUUUUUCUUUUUUUAAUGAAAAAAAUAUUUUUCUCAUAUUUGUACCUUAUGUUAGGCUGACGUUUGACUUCAUGUACCUUUUAAGUAAGAAAAUAGAAAGACUUGAAGCAGUUUGUUUAGAUUAGCAAAAGUGAUGUAUGGAUUUUUAACAUUUUAAUGGUUGCGUAAGGUGUAAUAUCUCCCUACAUACAUUAUAUGUAAGCUAAAAUGUUCAUGUAAUAGUUAUGAAAGUAAAGUAAUAUUCUAAUACUAUCAAAUAGAAAAAACAGUUUUAAAAACUGAAUAACUGAAAAGUCUAUUAAUUCUAAGUAUUUCUAAAAUCACCCAUGUAUGCUUGUAUGAGAAACUUUGAAGAUGAUGUCAAACACUGUAGGAAUUUUUGUACAACCUUUCACUAUCUGCAAGCCAAAAAUUGGCACGAGUGCAAAUAAUUACCCCCC